AGUUUAUAUCGAACAUCGGCUAGAGGAAAAACUAAAAAUUUUCAAUGCAUUUUAAAAGUUUUUCGCGUAUUUUUUUUCUAAUGUGCCUGUUUAUUAUUUCUGAAAGUAAAUAUACUACGAGGGUUCUUCCAGAACAUCUUAACACAACUCCAGACGCACCUUGUACGAAUAUCGGACCACCCGAUAAAGAAACUGGUAGUAAAUGUGAAUGUCCUUCGGGAUUUCGAAAAAAAGGAACACGCUGCAUCGAUAUAAACGAAUGCGAUCCAGAAGAUUGUCCGCCGGCUGGUGAUAUUUUGUUUGCAGACGCUGCUGACGAAGACGAAUACGAAGAUGAAGACUACGAUGAAGAAAAUUAUAGCGACGAUUACGAAGAAGAAGAAUACGUAGAUCCGAGGAUUAAAAAUGUUGGAGAAAACGCUAAAAAAGAUCGAUACGAUGAAGAUUACGAAGAUAUUAAGGCUUCAAAUGAAGAAAUAUCAUCGAAUACUUCUAAAGAUAGCAAAAAUGAAGAAACAACAAUAAAAACAGUUGAAAUAGAUAUUGAAGAUGAAGAUAAAACUAAAAAUAUGAAUGACACUCUUAGUUCCGUUGAUAAAAAUGAUAAAAACACUCUUAUUAACAUUGAAAAUGGAGAUACCAAUGUUUUAUUAGAUAGGAAAGACGAAGAGGACGAUAAUAGUGAAGAUAACGAAGAAACAACUACUACAAAUGAAGAAUUAUCAUCUAAUACUUCUAAAGAUAUUAAAAGCGAAGAAACAACAAUAAAAACAGUUAAAAUAGAUAUUGAAGAUGAAGAUAAAACUAAAAACAUAAAUGACACUCUUAUAUCUUUUGAUAAAAACACUGUUAUUGACACUAAAUAUAAAGAUAAAAGUGUUUUUAUAGAUAGGAGAGAUGAAGACGACGAUAAUGGUGAAGGGAACGAAGAAACCACUACUUCAAAUGAGGAAUUAUCAUCCAAUACUUCUAUAGAUAUUAAAAAUGAAGAAAUUACUACCAAUACAGAUGGAAUAGACAUUAAAGAUAAUGAAGAAAGUGUUGUAAUAGAUAGGAAAGAUGAAGAUUUUGAGGAUACUACUAUAAUUGACGUUAAAACAACUAAUAAAGAUACCAAUCACAAUAAAAAUGAUGAUAUAGAAAAACUAGACGACGAAGACGAUGAUACAACUGAAGAUUACGAAGAAUACGACGAAACAACUGAAGAAUCUAUCACGGAUUUAACAGACAGACCGAAAUUAGUCGAUUCUGGCAGAAAAAUCAACGAAAUUACUACUGAAACAGAUGAAAUACAUACUGAAGAUGAAGAUAAAACUAAAAAUAUGAAUGAAACGCUUAAUUCUGUUGAUAAAAAUGGUAAAAACACUGUUAUUAACAUCGAAAAUGAAGAUACCAAUGUUUUAAUACAUAGGAAAGACGAAGAGAACGAUAAUGAUGAAGAUAACGAAGAAAUAACUACUUCAAAUGAAGAAUUAUCAUCUAAUACUUCUAUAGAUAUUAAAAGGGAAGAAAUUACUACCAAAACAGAUGGAAUAGACAUUAAAGAUAAUGAAGAAAAUGUUGUAAUAGAUAGGAAAGACGAAGAUUAUGAAGAUACUACUAUAAUUGAUAUUAAAACAACUAAUAAAGAUACCAAUCACAAUAAAAAUGACGAUAUAGAAAAACUAGAUGAAGAAGACGAUGAUACAACUGAAGAUGACGAGGAAUACGACGAAACAACAGAAGAAUCUAUUACUGAUUUAACACCCAAACCGAAAUUAGUCGAUUCUGACAGAAAAAUUAACGAAAUUGAUGAAGAAAAUAAAAACAAAGUAACCACCGAAGAAGAUGUCGAUGAAUACGAUGAUUAUGACGAAGAAUAUACCGAUAACGAAAUAGAAGAAGAAUGCGAAGAAGGCGAUUGCGAAGAAAUCGACGAAUGCGAUUCGGCGACGAACCCCCUUUGUCAAAAUACGACUUGUUCCCACGGGGAAACGAGAAUAGACGGAAAAAUGCGAUGCACGUGUCCUUUGGGGUUCGUAUUAGGUAAAAAAACCCCCCCUUCCGACACCAACCGCCAAAAUCUGGGAGAUUAUUUUGUUGUAGGUUCGGAUAACAAAACAUGCGAAGACAUCGACGAAUGUCUUUUGCUCGGAGACUGUUCGCAGACGUGCGUAAACGUGGUGGGAUCUUAUAAAUGCGGCUGUAGGGAGGGUUUCGUUUUGGAAAGGGAUAAAUUCUGCGUGGAUGUAAACGAAUGCGAUGAAAACGAGGAUUUACACGAAUGCGAACAUAUUUGCGUCAAUUAUCAAGGUGGGUACGAAUGUUCAUGUUACGAAGGAUUCCAACUUUCAUCAGACGACGUGACUUGCGUCGACAUCGACGAAUGUCAAACUGACAACGGAAAUUGUAGCCAAAAGUGUAUAAACACUCGAGGUUCGUACUUCUGCGCAUGCGAGGAAAAUUACACAUUAAAAAACGAUAACCGGACUUGUAUAGUGACGGAUCCUUGUUGGGGAGAUAACGGCGGUUGUUCGCACAGAUGCGUCAACGAAAACGGUACCGCCAAAUGCGAAUGCCCCGAAGGGCACAUCCUAGAAGACAAGGAUUGCUAUAUACUUGAUCCUUGUUCGACAGACAAUGGCGGUUGCAGCCAUAUUUGCAUUAACGCGAAUUCGGCGGUUAGAUGCGCAUGUCCCUCAAACUUCGAACUCGUCAAUUCCACAACUUGUACGGAAAUCGAUCCCUGCACCGAAAACAACGGGGGUUGUUCGCAUAUUUGCGCAUUUGAAGAAGGCGUUCGAACAUGUUCGUGUCCUCAAACUCACGAAUUACACAAUUUAACGCAUUGCUCGGUUAAAAACCCAUGUUUGGAGAACAACGGGAGUUGUUCGCAUAUUUGCGCAUUUGAAGAAGGCGUUCGAACAUGUUCGUGUCCUCAAACUCACGAAUUACACAAUUUAACGCAUUGCUCGGUUAAAAACCCAUGUUUGGAGAACAACGGGGGUUGUUCGCAUAUUUGCGCAUUUGAAGAAGGCGUUCGAACAUGUUCGUGUCCUCAAACUCACGAAUUACACAAUUUAACGCAUUGCUCGGUUAAAAACCCAUGUUUGGAGAACAACGGGGGUUGUUCGCAUAUUUGCGCAUUUGAAGAAGGCGUUCGAACAUGUUCGUGUCCUCAAACUCACGAAUUACACAAUUUAACGCAUUGCUCGGUUAAAAACCCAUGUUUGGAGUACAACGGGGGUUGUAGUCACUUUUGUUCAAGCGAUGAAGAAGGGGAAGUGGAAUGUUCGUGUCCUGAAGGAUUCGUCUUGGAAGGUUCGUUAAAUUGUGUACCAACAGAUCCUUGUUUACUUAAUAACGGCAAUUGUUCCCACAUAUGUAAUUCGACCUCAUUAGCGAGAAUCUGUUCUUGCCCCGAAGGUUACCGAUUAAAAAACGAAACGUCCUGCGUCGAAUCGAAUCCGUGUUUCGUAAGCAACGGGGGUUGUUCGCACGGCUGCGUCAAUCUACAAGGCGUACCGAAAUGUACCUGCCCGCCGGGAUACAAAUUAUUCGAUAAAACCUGCAAGGACGAGGAUCCGUGUACGAAAAACAACGGGGGUUGUUCGCAUAUUUGUCGUAGCGAAGGGGGUAAACGAAAAUGUCUUUGUCCCGCUGGGUAUAUUCUGCGACCCAACGGUAGGGUUUGUAAGGAAAUUAACGAAUGUAGGGUGAAUAAGGGCGGUUGUUCGCACGGUUGCAAGAAUCUACCGGGGUCGUACGAAUGUACGUGCCCUUUCGGAUUGAAAUUAGAUCGAAGAAGGAAUAAAACGUGCGUGGACGUCGACGAAUGUUCGAUUGAUAAUGGGGGGUGCGAAAUGAUUUGUAGAAAUUUUAUGGGGGGGUUUAAAUGCGGUUGUCCCGAAGGAUAUAAGCUACAGAGGGAUGGUAAGUCUUGCCGACCAUCUAGGGUGGUUUAUUGCAAACUACCACCGGCUCCGGUGAACGGCGUCGUCAGGUGUUGGGAGGAAAAACUUGAUAAAGUACCAGCGGGUACUAGAUGUAACGUCUGGUGUAACGAAGGAUAUAAAUUAAAAGGAAAUAAACAGAAAAUUUGUACAGAAACGGGAAAAUGGGAAAACGACGAUCAAAUUUGUUUGGUGGCGACUUGUCCCAAAUUACCAGUUAUCCGAAACGGUUGGUAUAUACCGGGUGUUUGUAAUUCCGGUAGGACUUAUAUCGGAGAAUCGUGCGCCAUCUAUUGUCGCGAAGGUUUUACUUUGAAAGAAGGAAUCGGUAAUUAUACGUGCGAUUCUAAUAUGAAUUGGACGCCAGCUGUCGCGUCGGACGUUUUGUACGGCUCCUGUAUCAAAACGCCGGAUAAUACGUACGUUACCUGUCCUAAUAAAGGACGAAUGGAUUUUGUCCUGCCCCAAGGUGAAAAGCAGAUGUUAGUGAAAAUACCGAAGCCGGAAACGAACGCCGAUUGGAAUUUGGUCAUUUCGCGACCGGUUUGGGGUACCAGAUUGGAAACCGUCCUCCCCGCCGGAAGGUCUGAAUUAAAUUUCAUAGCCGCUUCGUCGUCCGAUUUUAACCGGACCGCAUCGUGUAAAUUGGUCAUAAACGUUUUGGAUAAAGAGCCGCCUUUAGCGGCGGGAUGCCCGGACAACGUCGAGAGACGCCUUAAUAGCGGGGAAACAACCGCCAUCGUCUACUGGAAAGAACCGAUUUUCCAAGACAACGUCGGAAUUUCCAAGAUUUACAAAACGAGAGAGCCAGGAAGCGAGUUCGGCCCUGGAUUACAUCACAUAACUUACGUAGCCAACGACGAGGCUGGAAAUAGAGCGUUCUGUCAUUUCAGUAUUGACGUCAGAGAUAAUUUGUACAACGAACCAUCGAACUCAUUAGAGCAAUUGAGCUCGGCGACGUACGCAAGUCACAUAACAGCCGGGAAGUACAAGGCCGUUUUGAUCUGUCCCAAUGGCGUAAAAUUUAUUACUGACGAUCUUUAUAAGUACAAUAAUAUGUUGUCAGGUAAGUUGGGUUGCUAUUGGAAACACGUGAAGGUUGCCAAGUCGCCGAUGGAGCCUCAGCUUUUUACGGUACCGAAGAUUUAUUCGAAGAGUCGAUUACCUUUUAAUAUGAGACGUGAUCGAAGAGUUUUUUUCAAAUGGAAUCGAUGAAAUUUCGAUAGACCCUGUAUUAUAUAAAACUCGAAUAUUUACGCCAUAACGUGUUCUUUUCAAAAUGGACAUUUUAUCAAUGCUCCUAGAAAUUUUUAAUCAUGG
Molecule: messenger RNA, 5252 nt
Organism: Diorhabda carinulata
Lineage: Eukaryota; Metazoa; Arthropoda; Insecta; Coleoptera; Chrysomelidae
Exons: 14
Coding region: 45-5147 (1700 amino acids)
Biological process (GO): signal transduction
Cellular component (GO): cell surface
Molecular function (GO): calcium ion binding
Source: RefSeq, a predicted model, not a curated record